AUGUAUCGAAGAAGAGGUGGUUCAUUAGAACAAGAAUUAGUAAUGUCAUCACCAAUAUCAACAGGGACAUCAGCAGAUCCUUACCCUUUUUCUAACGGCCAUAAUCAAUUAAAGUUUCCGAGUGAAGGAUGUAUUACUCGAGUGCCAUUCUCUUCUCUUUGUGCAUUUCUUUUUUGCCUUGGUGGAAUUUUGCUUUUUAAGGCAAUGAUAAUGUGGGCUUUUAAUGCAACUAUAGAACAAAUUAGACGGUCACUUGGAAUAACACAAUUACCUUGGUUGGAUAAGUUUCAACUUUUAUUAAUAAUUGCCUGUAUUGCUAUGUUUUUAAUUUCUGCUGCUUUUCUACUUAUCGGUAUAUUAAGUACUGGACAGACAAGAGAACAUAUUUUUCGUCAAAUGCCUCGUUCUAGAAGAGGUGGCCGUAUUUCUUGUAUUUUAGCUAUUUGUUUGGCUUCUUUACUUAAUUUACUUUGGAUAAUUAUUUUGGCACUUACUGCUAUUAUGUGCUUUAUUUAUUCAAUUUUUUCUUUUCUUUGUACAAAUAUUGGAGGAAAUACAUCUACCACAAAAUCAUGCUUAGAUUUUAAUUCUUUUAAGCCUUUAUUUUUUUCUUCAGAAGACAAUAGAUCUUUACAAUUCUGUGAAGGCCAACUUCAACAAUUUUGUGCUUUAACAAAUACAGUUGUUAUUUGUUAUGCACAUAUUGGUAAUGAGGCACGUUAUGAUGAACUUUUGGCUAUUUUAAAUUCUGAAAUGGCCUGUGAAAGUUAUCAUUGUAGAAAACCACAUAAAUUUUCACCGCAGGAAAACGACAGAUCUCGAGCUUCUUAUAAUACUGCUGAUUAUUACUCUCGAAAAUUUGAUUAUAAUUUACAGCAAUUUCCACAAGGUAAACAAUUUAUUAAUUCUAAAAAAUUUCUUUUUAAGAAAAUUAUCGAAAUGAUGUCAAUUAUUCAACUGCUCCACCUUUAAAGCCUCGUUUAAAACCAAGACAACAAAAUCAAAAUAUAGGUCAAUCUACUAAACGUCAUUCAUAUCAAAGUUCUUUAAACGGAAGUAAUAAUUGGUUAAAUCGAACAAAUGAACAAAAAUGGAAGGA
This is a messenger RNA of Meloidogyne enterolobii, 1099 nucleotides long. The record is from the annotation of a GenBank genome assembly. Lineage: Eukaryota; Metazoa; Nematoda; Chromadorea; Rhabditida; Meloidogynidae.